AUGGGUAAGUUAGUAGUACUCUCAGUUGCUAUUGCAGCACUUGCAGUUUUGAUUGGAGAACGAAUCAUUACAUUAAGGCAUGUAUCACUUUGGUACAGAGAACUUACUCAAAACUACCUUCCGAACUGUCACCAUAUAGAGGGCAUAGAAUGUGGGUCUGAAGAUAUCACAAUACUUGAAAAUGGAUUGGCCUUUCUGAGCACGUGCGUGAAGCAACCAGACAUACCGUCUUAUUCAGAUGAGCCUGGAAGGAUUUACACCCUGAAUCUGUUGGAUUCUGAACGAAAAAUUAAAGAACUGAACAUCAAGGGAGACUUUGACAAAGACUCUUUUAAUCCACAUGGAAUCAGUUUGUACACGGAUGACAAAGAUGGUGCUGUGUACCUAUUUGUUAUUAAUCAUCCUCAAGGCAACAGUCAAGUAGAGAUUUUUCAAUUUGUUGAGAAUGAAAAUGCUCUUUUAUACAUUAAGACCAUCAGGCAUGAACUCCUGCCCAAUAUGAAUGAUAUAGUAGCUGUGGGGACCGAAAGCUUUUAUGCCACCAAUGAUCAUUACUUUACUAAUUGGAUUCUCAAGUUUGUGGAGCCGUUUCUGUCUUUGCCCUGGUGUGACAUCGUCUACUACAGCCCUCAAACCGUGCAGGUUGUGGCAGGGGGCUUCAUGAAUGCCAAUGGCAUAAAUAUCUCCCCCCGACAAAGGUAUUUAUAUGUGGCAAAUCUUCUGAAGCACAAAAUUGUUGUCUUUGAAAUACAGAAAAGCACUGUAUUGUCUCAUAUAAAGGAGGUUGAUGUGGGCUCACUGUGUGACAACAUUGAAGUGGACCGUGAAUCUGGAGAUCUAUGGUUGGGCUGCCACCCAAAUGGUCUCAAAUGGUUAUUUCAUGAUCCGAAUGAUCCACCUGGUUCUGAGGUUAUCAAGAUUGAAAACAUCCUAUCUGAAAAGCCCCAGGUAACCCAGGUAUAUGCAGAUGACGGCAGUAUGAUCAUUGCUUCUUCGGUGGCAGCACCAUAUGGAGGAAAGCUGCUCAUUGGAACAAUUUAUCAGAAAGCUCUGAUCUGUGACCUUAAAUAGUGUACAAUGCUUACAGGAAAGAAUAAAUAUUGGCUUAACUGUGUCAUUUCAUAGACCAGAUAUUUGCAACACAAAUCAAAGACAAGAAUAACUAAUAAACGAAUUUUUUUUAUUUAAUUAACAAUUGCAACUUUUGAACUGUACUAUACUUACUUGGCUUGACACACAUUGCUUGGAUUGUAAACUCUUAUCUAUCUAGUAGAUAUGUGAGCUUGAAGCAAGGGUUGAACUUCACCCGACUUGGCAUAUAUUAGCCUGCAUUAUCAGUUUAUGAUAUCCAUGCAACACAAAUGAACAUUUCCCAACACACUCCAAUGGCAGUUAGUAACAAUUUUUUUAUUACACCCUACCAACAGUUAGGUUC
This is a messenger RNA of Labeo rohita (rohu), 1435 nucleotides long. Its product is annotated as serum paraoxonase/arylesterase 2-like. The coding region runs from base 1 to 1071 and encodes 356 amino acids. Lineage: Eukaryota; Metazoa; Chordata; Actinopteri; Cypriniformes; Cyprinidae. The record is from RefSeq and is a predicted model, not a curated record. The transcript has 9 exons. Gene Ontology annotation, molecular function: arylesterase activity.